This is a messenger RNA of Mesorhabditis belari, 471 nucleotides long. Lineage: Eukaryota; Metazoa; Nematoda; Chromadorea; Rhabditida; Rhabditidae. The record is from the annotation of a GenBank genome assembly.
AUGAUAGCAUCCGAGCUUCCACCACAGUUCCUAUGUCAACGAUAUGUGCUCAAUGAUACGCAGCUUUCCGAAACCUUUGAUCUUCUCGAUAUGGAUCGAGAUGGACAAUUGUCGAGAGCUGAAAUCGCCGCACUUCUCAGAACGAUAAACGUGGAACCAACCCGGAUCGAGCUUGACUUUAUCUUCGAGGAAAUGGACACAAACAAAACUGGCAAGAUCAACAAAGAAGAAUUCGUUCGCUACAUGCGCAGUCCGCCCGUUCAUCGAACGACUUUGAGAGAAUUAGAGAAACAAUUCAAGCAAUUCGAUCAAGAUGGAGAUGGAGAGAUUACAUAUGAGGAAAUGAACAAAAUACUGCGUGAAUGCGGUGGAUUGAAAGACGAGAAAGCAUCGAGAGAAAUGUUCAAGGCAACUGAUCGAAACGGCGAUGGGAGGAUCUCGUUCAUCGAAUUUGUCACCAUGAUGCAAGAA